GAAAAAUGAACAGAUUAUCUAAUAUAAAUGAUAGUCAAUAAAUUGUAAGCUUUACUAUAAGAGAUAGUUCUAUGGAAUCUACAUGGAAUGGUGAAGACCACUGAUUCGUUUAAAAGUAUAAUAUUCAACAAAUAUGGUAAAACAAUAACUCAAAACACAUAACUGAAACUUAUGAAAUAAAUUUAGUAGCUGUAUUUGAGUUCAGUUAUGGCAUUGUUUUUCUAUCAUGGUUUCCCAGGUGACGCGUGGUGUUACUCAAAACUAAAGAAGCAGGCCAAGAACGUGAGCGAACGAACACACGUGUUUUACAUUCACUGUAUUAAAUCUGGUUUCUGGAUUUUGAACCUAUUUAAGCAAAACUUCCCCGCAAAUCCCGGUAUUUCUCUCCUUUUCUUUUGUCACUUUCUGCCAACUGUGCCCACCGGAAAUGGUAGGAUACAGAAAAUGUUAGGCUUGUAGUCUCUAUAUAAAGCCUGUUUGAGGGAUAGACAAUUCACUAAGUAUUCUUGUAACGUUUUUAUUGAUUAAGGAAGCAAAAUACAACUCUUGGAAGAUUUUUGUUUGCUUGACUGAAGAAAAAUGGCACCAACAUACUUGUCACCCAGACAAAUACGUGCAAAUGGGGGCGAGAAGCUACCUCAGCGUAGGAAUCCACCCGGGGGAGAAUUCAACCCCGAAACCAACACCUUCAUGAUAUGGAGGAACAGACUCACUGCGCUUGUUGUGGACAGUGAAUCAUUCUGCAGAAUGCUUGAGAAGAGUUUCCUAUCAGCUUAUGGAGUGGAGACUGAGGAUGUAGAGAGUGGUAGUGCUGCUUUUGAGCUCAUCCAAGGUGGAGCUACAUUCGAUCUUAUUGUCAUCAAUCCACAUCUGUGUGGCAUAAGUGGGAUUGAGACAGCUAGAUUGCUUCGAAACAUGGGUGUGCAAAGCAGGAUUGUGGGAAGCUCUGCAAUGUAUGUUGAAGAAGAGCGGUCGUGCUUUCUUGGAGCAGGUGGUGAUCAUUAUGUUGAGAAGCCCUUUGGUCCACACCUCUUUAUUCCAAUCCUUCAACAGCUUGACAACCAAUAAAACUCAAUGAUGAACCAACCAAACUAUACUCUACACACACUUUGAAAGUGUCUUUUAUGUUUAUUGUUUCUUAUGUUUUCUUUAUUUUGAUUUUUGAGACUCUUUUUCUUUCUUUCUUUAAUUUCUGCAAUCUGAUGAACUCUUUCUCAUAGAAAAAUAAAAAAUUUAACUAUGGUGCAUAAAAUUGUGUAAUUGUGUUGUGAUCAGAGUAAGAUUCUUUAUUGUUGUUGCUUCAAUAAACACAAAAACACAUAUAUUUAUCUUAAAACCUAGAAUUUUUUAACUCUAUUCUUCAAUAUAGGAAUAAAUUAUUUAAGAGAUGCAUGUUAGGUUCCUUCCAUCCAUAAGAGAUGCAUGUUACCUGAUGAAGAACACAAUUCAAUCAAACCCACCAAAACUUUAGAUAAUUUCUUUUGUAAGAAAACAAAAAUAAAAAAUAUAUGAAUACAGAAAUAA
Messenger RNA from Cannabis sativa, 1524 nucleotides. RefSeq names its product two-component response regulator 24-like. NCBI's taxonomy places the organism in Eukaryota, Viridiplantae, Streptophyta, Magnoliopsida, Rosales, Cannabaceae. Gene Ontology annotation, biological process: phosphorelay signal transduction system. The record is from RefSeq and is a predicted model, not a curated record. The transcript has 3 exons. The coding region runs from base 580 to 1068 and encodes 162 amino acids.